UGAAAAGGCUUUUUACUUCUGGCCUUGAACGAAAUGUACCGGGUGGCAGCGAAUCCGCGGCCGGCCAGUUGCCGUUGCGCUCGCGUUAUUUCCAUCCGGUCGCCGUCCGCUCCGGCCGAGGGGAGGAAGCGAGUCGCGAGUGCCCCCCUGCUCCCGUCGGAUCCCUCGGGAGUGAACCAGGAACGGAGAGCCAUCGAGGGGCGAUUGCACUUUUCCUCUCUCGAACGCGACGCCUCGCGGAAGAUUAUCGUGCCGCCCGGAAUCGUCCCGGCACCCUCGAUCUCUCGUCGCUCCUGGCUCCGACGUGCAGCAAGGACGCGCGCGUUUCGCCCGCGCCUCGCCGACUGCCCGCCGAGGGCGGCACCUGCGCCCCCACCCGGCCGCGUUCGCGCCGCGCGCCUCCCAAGGCCCAAAUGGAAGAAAGAAAACGCAGACGUAAUCCCGCGGCAGCGAUUGACCCUGAACUUCGGUGCCAGCAACAAUUUCCUUAUUCAGCAAUUUUCUUGGUAGCGAUAUUACGCACGCCACGCGACGCGCCUCUUACCCAAGGACGCGCCUUUUCCGACCGCGGCCGACGCGGACGAGGACAGGAUUCGGCAACCGAUCGCUUGCACCUUGUAGGCGGUAACAACGUUCGGGAUCGACCGGAUCGUUGGCGGCAUCUUCUUUUGCAAGAAACUACGGAUCGAGGAUUAAAGAAAAAUGAGUUACCAAAAGACCGACAUCUCCCGCGAAGCACCUAUUCGACCGUUCAGAGAUUUUGGGAGAGAAUCCUCCGCGAAGAAGAACCUCGGUAAAGGAGAGCAGGGAGAGUUCCAGACUCGAGAUCCGAGCGGCGUCUCGAAAUGGUCAGGGCGCUCGGCCCGGCUCGGCUCGGCGCGACCGCUUGCCGUCUGCUGCCCGCUGUAACCUCACGCCCGCCGACGAUGUAUACGGACGGCCUCCUGACCCUGCACUACGGCAAACACCCCGCGACCCUGGCGGCGGAAGUCGGGGCCUGGUACAGCGGGGACCGCCACGUGGACGUGACCCUGGCUUGCGACGACGGGUCCGUCGUGCGGGCUCAUCGCGUGGUUCUGGCCGCGGCCAGCCCGCUCCUGGCCACCCUCCUCCGCAACCCGGCCCUGGACCACGUGGUCCACCUCUCCGGGGUGAGGAGGACCCAGCUGAGUCACCUGCUGGAGUUCCUUUACAACGGGGAGGCCCUGAUCCCGUCGACGGAGCUGACGCCGCUGAGGGAGCUCUUCGAGCUCCUACAGAUCAAGUCGGAGCUCUUCGAGCCGAACCGGGCCCAGACCUCGACGAGUGGCUCCGACCCCGAGAGGGUGCCCACCCCGCAGCCCUCGGAGAGCCAAGAGAGCUCCAGCUACGAGUCCCAGUACGACGGCAGGCGAUCCGACAACCCCGCCGACUGCUGCUCCGUGCUCAUCAAGACCGAGGGCUGCGAGGAGGAGCCGGAGGUGGACGUCGAGGGCGUGGAGGGCGACGCGCCGCUCGCCGACGACGGCGUCGAGCCGCCCAGACGAAGGGAUAGCUCCGACCCCGUCAACCUGAGCCUCAACUCGGCCAAGGGCGGCGACGCCGCGCACAGGUCGGACCAGCAGCCCCCGCAGCCGCCGCCACCACCGCCGCCGCCGCCGCCCCCGCCGCUCGAGGAGGCCGAGGAGCGCCGCAGGCAGCUGGCCGCGCGGCUAGCCCUCGGCCUGGAGCCUGGGAAGCGGAAGCUCGAGGAGAUCCCGAUCCCGCCGGCGGAGGCCUACGUGGUCACGCCGCACAGGAAGCGCCGGCCCGGCUUCCACAACGCGCCCGCCCAGAACCCGGCCUUCGUGCCCUUCAACCCCGGCUUCGAGACGCCCCGCCGGCUGCAGGCGCCACACCCGCUCAGCCUCUCGGCGCCCCCCUACCUGCAGGACAGAGCCGCGACGCCGCCGGCCGGCGGGCCGCACCGCCCGCCCUCGGCGGAAUCGGCGGCGGCGGCGGCAGCAGCGGCGGCGACGGGCGCCGGCACCGGCUCGGCGGCCGCGCUGGAGCCCCCGUGGGGCACCUGGACGUUGCCUCCCGCGCGGCCGCCGCCCCCGCACCCCGCGCCGCCCGACGAUCCGCCCAAGCCGGCCCCGGUGCGGGAGUACCGCUGCAGCUACUGCGGCAAGCAGUUCGGCAUGUCGUGGAACCUCAAAACUCACCUGCGCGUCCACACCGGCGAGAAGCCCUUCGCCUGUCGCCUCUGCGUCGCCAUGUUCAAGCAGAAGGCCCACCUGCUCAAGCACCUCUGCUCGGUCCACCGGGGCGUCAUCGCCGCGCCCGACAACACCUUCGCCUGCUGCUUCUGCUCCCUCAGCUUCGACAGUCUGCAGGAGCUGAUCAGGCACCUGUCGGGUCCGCACAAUAACCUCCUGCUCAGCAAGAACCUCCACGACUAGCCGACUUCCGUCCCCUCGCCCCUCGGCGGGUGCGAGCCGGUCGCGGACCGGAGGGCCGCCGCUCUCCCCCUUCUCGCUGUACAUAAUGGCACAUACCUUCUAUUUAUUUAACGUUUUGCAAAGGGACCAACCGACUUUCCACCGAUUUUUGUCUUAAAUAGAUGUUAGCCUCCUGCCCGAAAUCGUCCUUUUGAGGAACGCGCCACUGGUUGGAACCGAAUGCCCCCGAGGAGAGACGGCUUUCGGCUUCGUAACCAGGAAGCGUCGACGGUAUUUCGGCGAUUCGGCAACCGGUCGUUCCUGGUUGAAAGAGAGAUUCGCGUCGGCUUGCGCCACCCGUGCCGACUUCGUUAACGACCGUAGUCGCGUCGCGAGUACGAGUUGAGUGCCUUGAUAGAGGGUCCAAAACGGUCGAUUGGGCAGUGAUUUCAUGUGUUCAUAGACUUAAGAGUACCAGAUCUAAGCUUUAGACGAGAAGUUUAUCGCGUAGCGGGAUGAUACCUUGAUCCUCGUAGUCCUCGUAAGUAGCGUAUCAAUUUAUAGAAAUAUGCGAAUAAUGGUUUGGCGCGGGACGUCAGAUUUAGAUAGAGCUCGAACGCCCCGAGACAAGUUUUCGGUCUCUCGUCGUCUCUCCUGGACGCUCCUCGUCCCGGUUCCCCGGCACCCUCCUCGACGCGGCCAAAGAGGCGGCGGCGGGCGGCGGGCGGCGGGCGGCGGGCGGCGACGCUUCUUCUGCUGCCGCCGCCGACGACGCCGCCGCCGCCUCGAAGACGAGACGGGGAACCGAAAACGCAGCGAGGCCGGGCGCCCCGAAGAGAUCGACGACGAGGAGAGCGCGACUACUACGGCCCCUCCUCGUGGCCCCAGGAGAGCGAAACCCGAGCGAGAGCCGCUUUCCGCCGCCUUUGCGGACGAAAGCCGCAGCGGAAGCCGCGACCGAUAUUCGUUCGGGACGAUCGACCGCGAGAUGGAAAAAGUCGGACGUUUCGUCUCCCGUUCGAUCCGGCCGACGGCGCGGAAAUCGGGAAGUCGCUCGCGUCGACGUCAAAGGAACGAACGACGCGAUAACGAACCUUACGCGAUAACGAUUACUCCGAAAGAGAGCAGUACACCAAAGAUACGUUCUAAGGGCCGCGAGACGUCGAGAACGCGCACGAAGAUCGAACGAGUUAUUUAGUCGAGUUCGUGCGAGACACCGAGACCUGAUAUGUUUCUAACCCGAGGUUUAGCCCUACGACAGAUCGCUGUGCGAGCGGACGCGUCGA
Orussus abietinus is the source of this 3685-nucleotide messenger RNA. RefSeq names its product transcription factor Ken (gene ken). The coding region runs from base 846 to 2420 and encodes 524 amino acids. The record is from RefSeq and is a predicted model, not a curated record. Gene Ontology annotation, biological process: regulation of transcription by RNA polymerase II. Gene Ontology annotation, cellular component: nucleus. The transcript is spliced from 6 exons. Gene Ontology annotation, molecular function: RNA polymerase II cis-regulatory region sequence-specific DNA binding; protein binding; DNA-binding transcription factor activity. Lineage: Eukaryota; Metazoa; Arthropoda; Insecta; Hymenoptera; Orussidae.